Vicia faba (fava bean) is the source of this 336-nucleotide messenger RNA. The record is from the annotation of a GenBank genome assembly. NCBI's taxonomy places the organism in Eukaryota, Viridiplantae, Streptophyta, Magnoliopsida, Fabales, Fabaceae.
AUGAAUCAACUCCGCCAAUUUCUCUUAACUCAUGAUUUGCGCAGCCUGUAUCAUAUGGUUAUCCUUGCAUAUGACGCUGAAAGCGACAAAAAUCUUGACCUAGAAAAACAAAUUGGAAAGGAUAUAACUUUUGAUCUUGUGGCCCUUGACAAGGUGAAAAGUUUCCAUGUUACAAAGGUUACAUCAUUUAAUUAUUUUAAGAAAAAUCUAGCUACUAUGUUUGGCAUACCAGCUCAAUUCCAGCGUUUGGGUUUUUGCAUGGCAGAAAAACCUGACCUUUCAUCCAUCUCGGCCAUUGACAUGCAUCGAGGAAUCAGGAUAUCAAUGUAUCAAUGA